GGCAUUACGCUAGAAGAGUUUGACAAAUUGUCUUUCAAUAUGAUUUUAAUGAGCCCUCCCUGUCAACCAUUCACCAGGAAAGGGACACAGUGAGAAGAACCCAAGAUUUCUGAGGUAUCUCUUCAAGUCCACUCUAAGUGUCUAUCUGAGCCUCAGAUCCACAGAUGGUUCUGGCCCUGCUGGAAGGUAUGAGGGAACUGACAAGUGAUGUCAAGUAACUCAUCUGAGGCAAUGAAGCUAGUAAGUACCCAAGUCUUAAACCCUGGUCCUCUGUUCCUGCUACCCAGACCCAAUCCAAGUCUUCAUUUCUGCUUGAUUCUUGAUCACAUUGAAUCUUACUUGUAAGAUCUAAUUGCUAGUCCAAAUACUGAAAUACUGCCUGUUUACAUGUCCUGUUCUGACCUAGUUAGUCUAACCAAGUUGUAACUCCUGCUUGUAGAAUCAAGCAUUCAGGUUAAGUCUCUACUAUUUACAUUGGACAAAAUUGUCUUAGUCUUACCUACUAUGGUCUGCUUAGAUGGUGAUUAGUUAUCAGUGCAUUACUCUGUGUUGCCACCCUACCCAACCAGCUCAUUCAUCUGAACUUUUGUUGUCUCAUCUGGGACAGAGCAAAAGAAUUGGCCUGCAAGGUGAUGUGACUGAUCCAAGGACGAAUAGCCUCUUAUAUGUUCUAGAUAUUCUCCCAAGAUUACAAAGAUUACCGAAAUAUAUUCUUUUAGAAAAUGUUAAAGGCUUUGAAGUAUCUUCUACAAGAGACCUGUUAAUACAAACAUUAGAAAAUUGCGGUUUUCAGUACCAAGAAUUUCUAUUAUCUCCAACCUCUCUUGGCAUUCCAAAUUCAAGGCUCCGGUAUUUCCUUAUUGCAAAGCUUCAGUCAGAACCAUUACCUUUUCAAGUCCCUGGUCAGGUACUGAUGGAGUUUCCCAAAAUUGAAUCUGAAUAUCCAGGAAGAAAUACAGUAGAUACAGAAAAUAAAAUUGAAAGAAAGAAAAUUGAACCUAGUAUUUGCUUUGAUAAGAGCAGACAACGUUCUGGAAAAGAGGCCAUUCUUUUUAAGCUUGAAACUGUAGAAGAAAUUGACCGGAAACAUCACCAGGACAGUGAUCUCUCUGUGCAGAUGCUAAAAGAUUUUCUUGAAGAUGAUGUUGACGUGAAUCAGUAUUUUUUACCGCCAAAGUCAUUGCUGCGAUACGCUCUUUUGUUAGACAUUGUUAAGCCCACUUGCAGAAGGUCCACAUGCUUUACCAAAGGUUAUGGAAGCUACAUAGAAGGGACAGGAUCUGUGUUACAGACGACAGAGGAUGUGCAGAUUGAGGAUAUCUACAAAUCCCUUACCAAUUUGUCACGAGAAGAAAAGAUAACAAAAUUGUUAAUGCUUAAACUUCGAUAUUUCACUCCUAAAGAAAUAGCAAGUCUCCUUGGAUUUCCUUCAGAUUUCGGAUUUCCUGAGAAGAUAACUGUGAAACAGCGUUAUCGUCUACUUGGAAAUAGUCUCAAUGUGCAUAUAGUAGCUAAACUAAUCAAAAUCCUAUAUGAAUAAUUUAAAAAUGACUCUGAAAGAUGGUCACAUUAUUUCUUCAUAUCCAGAUGGUAAUUCUGAAAUUCUAUUUUGAAUUGAUUUUGAUGAAAUUCAACUCAACUACCUUUAUCUCUUUAAAAAGAAAUUUGGAUUUAUCAUAAAAAUGCCAGUUUUUUUCCUAAAUUUGUAUUACUGUAUUUUAUAAAGCAGAAAUUAUUAUUAUGUUUUAGGAGAAUAUAUUUUCAUAUGAAAUUGCUAAAUAUACAUGUAAAAUAUUCUCUUUUUAAUAUUAUGGUAUUGACAAAUUUAGGAACAUUGGAGUUUGUCUACAUGAGUAUCUUGUGAAGUGUCAUGACAGGCAUAGUAUAGUGAACCUGAGAUAUUAUGUUUUUGUAUGUUAAUUAAACAAAUUCCUUUAUGAAUCCUA
Leptonychotes weddellii (Weddell seal) is the source of this 1946-nucleotide messenger RNA. NCBI's taxonomy places the organism in Eukaryota, Metazoa, Chordata, Mammalia, Carnivora, Phocidae. The record is from RefSeq and is a predicted model, not a curated record.